Pseudovirgaria hyperparasitica is the source of this 1743-nucleotide messenger RNA. RefSeq names its product serine/threonine-protein phosphatase PP2A catalytic subunit. Gene Ontology annotation, biological process: peptidyl-serine dephosphorylation; mitotic cell cycle. The record is from RefSeq and is a predicted model, not a curated record. The coding region runs from base 265 to 1251 and encodes 328 amino acids. Gene Ontology annotation, cellular component: cytosol. The transcript has 5 exons. Lineage: Eukaryota; Fungi; Ascomycota; Dothideomycetes; Acrospermales; Acrospermaceae. Gene Ontology annotation, molecular function: protein serine/threonine phosphatase activity.
GGCCGACCUGAGAUAGCAUUAUUUUCCUCCACACCGCUCUACUCACGAUACCCGACACGACUCUCUCCACAACCUGCUUUCUGUGCUUGUUUCGCACCGCCGUGCCCCUGCCCCUCCUAAACAGCGAACUCUGAGCCACCUCCAGCCGUCUCCACACGUCAUUAUACAUCCCGCAUUCCGCAGCUGUGAACUUCAAUAAUCCGUGAAGACGUUGGACUCGUAGAAACAUAUACUUCCCGAUACUCACACUCGCUUCUCGCAAAUAUGGAUACAAAUAUGGAGGAUGUGAAGAUGCCUCUGGCAGAGCCCAUGCCCACGGCUCCGUCUGAGCCAGCGUCCAUUCCCACCUUGGAUGGGUGGAUUGAAAGUCUUAUGAGCUGCAAACAGCUGGCGGAGAGUGAUGUACAGAGGUUAUGCGACAAGGCAAGAGAGGUGUUGCAAGACGAGUCGAAUGUUCAGCCGGUGAAAUGUCCUGUAACCGUUUGCGGCGACAUUCAUGGCCAAUUCCACGAUUUGAUGGAACUGUUCAAGAUCGGCGGACCAAACCCAGACACCAACUACCUGUUCAUGGGUGAUUACGUUGAUCGCGGUUACUUCUCUGUUGAGACGGUCACUCUACUUGUUGCUCUCAAAAUUCGAUACCCGCAAAGAAUUACCAUCCUCCGUGGCAACCACGAAUCCCGUCAAAUCACGCAGGUCUAUGGUUUCUACGAUGAGUGUCUUCGAAAAUAUGGGAAUGCCAACGUCUGGAAGUGCUUCACAGAUCUGUUCGACUACCUGCCCCUGACCGCCUUGAUCGAUAACCAGAUCUUCUGUCUCCACGGUGGUCUCUCCCCAAGCAUCGAUACGCUCGACAACAUUCGUGCGCUAGACAGAAUACAAGAAGUGCCCCAUGAGGGUCCUAUGUGCGAUCUGCUUUGGUCCGACCCAGACGAUCGCUGUGGAUGGGGAAUAUCGCCCCGUGGAGCUGGGUAUACCUUCGGCCAAGACAUUUCAGAGGCCUUUAACCACAAUAACGGCCUGACACUCGUGGCAAGAGCCCAUCAAUUGGUUAUGGAGGGCUACAACUGGUCACAAGAUCGCAACGUGGUGACCAUCUUCUCUGCGCCAAAUUACUGCUAUCGCUGUGGUAACCAGGCUGCAAUCAUGGAAAUUGACGAACACCUCAAAUACACCUUCUUACAAUUUGACCCAUGCCCGCGUGCUGGCGAGCCGAUGGUUUCACGUAGGACGCCUGAUUACUUCCUAUAGAUGGGCAUGAAAAUUGCAUGUUAACGAAGCUGGAGUUUCGCGUUGCAUGGGAUAGGUAGACUACAUAUAAUGCUAUCCGCUAUCCUGUGCACAAAGUGAGUUAGUGAGUUAGCUCGUAUCUAUAUACUCUAUGCACGCGUGAGUCGCUGGAGCCUGCUUGAGUCUGCUGGAGCCCAUCCGCGCUCGAGUAAUGCAGACACGCGUGAGGUUGACGGACCGAAUGUAAGACGCGGUAGUGCGUACAUAGGAUGGCAACAAACUAAAUGCAGAGAUGGCAUGAACUCUAUACAUAUUGUCAUUUGACACUUUUGUCUACACAGAGUUCUUAUUUCUUCAUCUCGUGCUUGAGCCGCGCCCUAAAAGGGACGAACGACUCAGGCUCCAGACGUUAUAGUGAUAGCUGCCCACCCACCAUCUGCCGACCAGGUUUUCCCCCCCUCUCCCCAUCAUGUCUUCCCGCAUCACCCCUGCCUGGAGCAUUCACCACCCCUU